Messenger RNA from Botrytis cinerea B05.10, 2293 nucleotides. RefSeq lists its product as hypothetical. Lineage: Eukaryota; Fungi; Ascomycota; Leotiomycetes; Helotiales; Sclerotiniaceae. Gene Ontology annotation, molecular function: protein binding; metal ion binding. Bases 293 to 2029 code for a protein of 578 amino acids. The transcript is spliced from 5 exons. The record is from RefSeq and is a predicted model, not a curated record.
GUAAAAUAUUAUUGAGUAGGGAGUAUCGUGGUGUGUGUCGCUGUAGCAGCACAACAUGCAAUUCACCUAGAUCGACUAGGCAUGGUUUCGCUCAUCUUGGCUCUUUGAAGGAAGACUACUUAUAUUCCUUUGGCAAGCUGAUUUCUUCUUUUUCUCUGGAGUCUGUCCGUGGUUCUAUUCAAUAGCUCUUCGUACCAUAUUUCUACGCGUCGGGGUUUUUGGAAAGACGUUCGAUUUCCUGUGUAAUCAAGAAAUCCUUUUCAUCAAAUAUUGAUCGUCGCAUAUUAGCAGUAUGUUGCUGUCAUCGCGUGCGACCAAGAUACUCGAGGAGGUCAAGAAUGGUUGCUGUAUGCUUUACGGUGCUGAGUUUUUCACUGAAGAUGAAUGGGUGAAAAUAGACGCGUUACUGCACAAGGGAAAAUAUGUUUUCACAAACGGCCCCCAAGAACAGUUGCCAGAUGCGCACGAACCUUCGGAAUCUAGACAGCUCGUAGUAAUCGAAGACAAAGCAGUGUCUACAACUCCCAGCAAUGACCAAGGUGGUCUUCAAGAGCAUGAUGGACCCUCUGAGGAUGAGCCCAAAUCCAAUACCUUGGUCAGAUUGACCAACAAUGAUAAUGAAAAUUCUUUGAAAUCACCGUCAGAUCCACCUUGCUCCCAUUGCCAGGCUCGUCCCCAGUUCCCCGAAAAUGAGCCUCGCAUCAAUUUGCCCAAGAAACAUGGACCUUCCUCAGUCGAAUUUACGCGCGAUUUUGAGCCAAACGAGGGACUUACACGAAGCGGGCAAACAGGAGCGAGAGACAAACCCAAAAUGAUCCUGCCUAAAAGUGUAGCUAGCCCUGGUACUCAGUCAACGCCUGUCGGCCCACGAUCUAAGAAGACAGCACCUUCGGUCCAAGUAAGCAAGUCUUACAGAGCUAUUAAGGAUUUCAAACCUCUACCUGAGACACCUGGUGGGCUCAAAAUAUGUUGUGGCGAUAAAAUUAAGGUCAAACAACUUGUUGGGACGAAGCUUUGUAUGGGGUGGAAUUCCAAAACUGGGCUAUUCGGUAGCUUUCCUGUGUCUGCAAUCUUACAGGACGAUGAGGCAAGCAGUAAGAAACCAAAUCAUGGUAGCCCAGCUCCGAAUAAAGCUGGCGGCUUUUCUAUGGAUGACUAUGACAAUAGAAAAACGGCCGAAUGGGCAGAUGAUGACGAAGAUGAAAUCAGACCACCACCAACUGAGCCGCACACCACAUCGAACAGUGUCGAAGAAACGAAGCAGAUAGAAAACCUGAAAGGUUCCGAACUUGCUGCUUCGGCUAAUAAUGACCACGAGAUUAUCGAUGAGAGUGACAGCGAGAGCGCUGGAAUAGAGUCAAGGGUCUCUAGUCUAAACACAGAACACGAAGAAGAUGUGGUCAAUGAGCAGAAGCGGAACAAUGCGGACUGUGAAAACAAGGAGUUACAAAUGACAAAAUAUCGCCCCGACAGAGCAUAUAACAGUUCCCCUAAACCUGGAAAAUAUAUGACAACCAGAGACAGACUUCGUGUAGAACCUCAUGAAAUUAUCGUUCCAAAGACUGAAGUCUGUUAUUACUGGGAUAGUCCAAAGGGCUGUCGCUUCACAGAAGAGCAAUGUCGAGAUCUCCACGAACACCGCGAGUACACUCUGCAGACGAACAUACGAAACGGCAAAAUCAACCCGGGCCUUCUUUUCGAUGUCGUCUAUGCGGUUCCCCCUCCCGAGCCGGGUAUGCAACAUCAGCCUGCUGAUCCCAGCACCACCGUCGGAAAACGUUUCACGUGUUUCUUUUGGCACUCCUUUACGUCGUCCGAAAGUAGCAAAAAGUGUCUCAACACGGCUGCGGCUUGUCAGUUCCUUCAUACUUACGUCGGAAGCGAGGGCAUCCUGCAUAAAGAAGUUCAGAUCCAAGCAUUCAGGAAUCGGAACAGGAUACCAGUUGCUAAACAACGCCUUUCACCUCCUUCCGAGGCUGUGGAUGACCAGGGAUGGGGAUUGCCAUCUGCGUCUCCUUUAUUCGACUAGUCAACGAGAAGCAAGCAUACAAUUUGCAAGACAAAGAUAAAGGCUUCGAAAUGGACAUUGUACACAUUGUACUUUGGAUCAACAAAAAUAUAGCGCGGAUCACCGAUAGGAAUCCUUGAUAAGAUAGCUUUCGUUUUCUUCUUCUGGCGAAAAUUUGCCAAAUAUGGCUCUUUUACCUAAAUUGACAAAGUGGGUUUCUUAACUAAAUUGAUGAAAUGGGAUUUAACAUAGCUGGGAACAAUAAAAACAGAAAAUCAUACUCUA